UCUGGCUGACAUCUGGCUGGCUCACCAGGAAGAACAGGAAAAACUUUCUUGCUGCUGUUUCGGAAUCCUUACCCAGCCCGCUCAGGGCACCUAGGCCUGCAGGGCUUCUCCCCUGCCAGAGCAGAUGCAGACACUGUCCCGGAGACGGGUCUAGGACCAGAAUGCCAUACGCAGCGGGAUUACAGGAUCGCACGGCAGCAAGACAGACUGACGGAGGCACGGCCCUGUCUGGAAGGCUGUGAGAUGGUCAGAAGGGCAAGAAGCAUAAGGCGGGAGCCCCUGGUGACUCUCCACGAGGUGCCUUCUCAGAAGCAGCCCCUGGUGCGAGAGGCAGGUGGACGCUGGGAAGGACAUUUAGAACAAUGGCACACUCAUGAAACUGCCGAGGCUUGCCGCAGCGGGGCAAACCCGCUCCCAUCACAGGGGAAGCCUGGACUCGAGCAGCCCCCUGCCCAGGCAGCCUCGGAAACAGGGCACCAGCCCCAGAAAGCACAAAGCAAGGUCUCCCACACUCGCAAAGCAAAUAUAAAUGCCAACAACAGAAACAUAAAAGACAAUCAAAGUUUUCAGUCUGCAGACCCAUCUUCCCAGCCGGAUCCUACUGAGCUCCAGAAGCCCAGGAUCGUUCUGCCUUGGUGGUGUGUUUAUAUAGCAUGGUUCUUGGUCUUUGCCACUUCCAGCAUAUCCUCAUUCUUUAUUGUAUUUUAUGGACUGACUUACGGCUAUGAAAAGUCCAUCGAAUGGCUCUUUGCAUCGUUUUGUUCAUGCUGUCAGUCAGUUUUUCUGGAGCAGCCAUCUAAAAUCCUACUUCUGUCAGGCUUCAGGACAACUAAGACCAAGUACUGUAAAAACCUUUCAUGGGUAACCAAGUAUCGCUAUACCAAGAUCAAGCUGCACAGCACGCAGCUGAGCCCAGACGAGAUGCGCAGGCUCCAUCAGUGCAUCCUGCAGGUCCGUGGCUCGAGGAUGUACCAGCCCCUCACAGAGGAUGAGCUCAGGAUAUUCCAGAGAAAAAAGAGGCUCAAGAAGAGAGCUCUCCUGUUCCUGAGCUGCAUUCUCACUCACUUCACCUUCCUGGCCCUCCUGUGGACACUGGUUGCCCUCCUGCACCACACCGACAGCUUUCAUUACAAUCAGUUCAUCCGCAGUCAGUUCUCCAUGGAGCUUGGAACGGUGACCAAGGUGAAGGACAUCUACAGCUGGCUGCACAGUGUGGUGUUGCCUUUGUUCCACAACGACCUGAAUCCAACGUUUCUUCCCGGCAGCUCCUCCACAAUCCUUGGGCUGCCACUGAUGAGGCAAGUAAGGGCAAAACCCGGCGAAAAAAUAUGUCUGCCUGCCAAAAACUUCAUGCAAAACAGCAUCGAAAGAGAAAUCCAUUGUCACCCCAAGUACGGCACUGACCCAGAAGACACAGAAAACUACGCCAGCUUUUGGCAGAGGGUUGUCAGGAGGGCUGCAGGCAAGAAUACCGCAGGGUUUACUUAUAAGCCGCAAGAAAAGAAAUGGGUGUAUUCUUCCCACGGACUUUUACAUACCUACGGGUCAGGAGGGUAUGCGUUCUAUUUUUUUCCCGAUCAGCAGCAGUUUAAUUCCACACUGAGGCUUGAGGAACUCCAAGCAAGCAAUUGGCUUGAUGAGAAUACAUGGGCUGUGAUUUUGGAACUAACAACUUUCAACCCAGAUGUAAAUCUGUUCUGUAGCAUUUCAGUCAUAUUUGAGGUUUCUCAGUUAGGCAUUGUAAACACAAGCCUAUCCACACAUUCUUUCUCACUUGCUGAUUUCAACAGAAAGACUUCAGCAGAAAUCUACUUGUACGUGGUCAUUCUCAUUUUUUUUUUAGCCUACCUCGUGGAUGAGGGCUAUGUCAUUCUGCAAGAAAAGGCCUCCUACAUGAGAAGUGUGUACAAUUUGCUCAACUUUGCUUUAAAAUGUAUAUUUACUGUGUUGAUCGUGCUCUUUUUCAGAAAACACUUCUUGGCCACUGGCAUAAUUCAGUUUUACUUGUCAAACUCUGAGGAUUUCAUUCCCUUUCAUGUAGUUUCUCAAGUAGAUCACACCAUGAGGAUCGUAUUGGGUUUCCUGUUAUUUCUGACGAUUUUGAAGACCCUCAGGUAUUCCAGAUUCUUCUAUGACGUGCGUCUGGCUCAGAGGGUCAUCCAGACCACUCUCCCCGGCAUCUGCCACAUGGUGUUAGUGGUAUCCACGUAUUUCUUUGUGUACACGGCAUUUGGCUACCUGGUAUUCGGGCAGCAUGAAUUGAACUACAGUAACGUCGUUCACGCCACUCAGACAAUAUUCUCUUAUUGUAUCUCUGCCUUUCAGAACACUGAGUUUUCCAGCAACAGAGUCCUCGGAGUCCUAGUCCUCUCAUCUUUCCUGCUGGUGAUGAUCUGUGUAUUGAUCAGCUUAUUUCAGGCAGUGAUUUUGUCUGCCUACAAUGAAAUGAAACAGCCCCUGUAUGAGGAACCAUCCCAUGAAGCGGAAGCAAUGACCUAUCUGUGUCACCAGCUAAGAACUAUGUUUGGCUUUCUGUCCUUCCCAUCACAGGCCAGAGAUGAACCUGAGUUCUUUGCUGACAUGCUGUAUGGGCAGCCAGAGAAGAACAGCCGCCGCUAUCUGGGGCUGAAGACCAGAAACAUCAACGGAAAGAAAAUGGUUUAUCUCGUCGUGUGAUCGGUGACAGUUUCAAGAUCUACAGGCAGGUUUCCCCAGGUGCUCAGUUUGUGGGAUUAAGGAAUGUUUAGUGCUCAGUCAUGCUUUCUACCCACUUCCUUCACAAUGCACACCCCUACACUCGCAGGGAUCCCCAACUCUUGGCCUCUACUCUGGGGAAUGUGAAAGGAGGGUGUCUGAGAGUGGUGUGGGGUCUGGGGAGAGGGGAGGACACUGCUUGUCCUGGGUUGAUUUUCCUCUGGAGGGGAAUUAAGUGUCUUUGGAGCCCACAACAGUUUAAAGGGUUAGAGAGCCAGAUUCGGGGGAGGCCACUAAAGAGCCCCCCAGCCCACCUCACGGGGGAGAAGCAUUCUCCUGCUCCUCUGUAUCCCCUCGGGCAGGGAGCCCAGUGCUUGUGGCUCCGUGCAGAGCCCCCCACUCCCUCUGGGAGUUCCCUUUGCAGACCUGGGCUGUGGAGCCUCCCCCACACUCCUCACCUCCACCGGCCACAUGCCAACUGGGCCAGGGCUGGAGCCAUCUUGUGGGGAGUCCCAGGAUUUUUGCCAUCCUGCUUGGGAAUGCAGGGAUGGGAACCAGGGUUAGAAGGCUGAACAUUCCCAUCUACUACUUAGGGCUACUGCAAGUUAAUGAUUCAGUACCAUUUUCUGACCAUGAGACAUGACUUUUGUUAAAUAAAAAUGUGAGUUCACACUGAAAGAUAUUAAAUCUUCUAUAUAUUGGAUAAAGCAAUAUGUACAUCCAGGAUUUGGGCUUCUAGUUAUUUAUGGCAUUGUGGAUUACUCAGGAGUAAUAAAGAAAAUGUGGUUUAUUGUGUAAGAGAAACGGCUA
This is a messenger RNA of Manis javanica (Malayan pangolin), 3504 nucleotides long. Its product is annotated as polycystin family receptor for egg jelly. Gene Ontology annotation, cellular component: membrane. The record is from RefSeq and is a predicted model, not a curated record. Gene Ontology annotation, molecular function: calcium ion binding; calcium channel activity. Gene Ontology annotation, biological process: detection of mechanical stimulus. Lineage: Eukaryota; Metazoa; Chordata; Mammalia; Pholidota; Manidae.